AUGCUAUCAACAAUAGAAAAUGAAGCAGACUUAUCGAAAACGUGGCGUCUCAUGACAAAAGUUAAGGAUGCACUUGAGUACGGAAAACGCUUAGAGAAUCUUUCGUGGCGUCUCUGGUUUAUGCAUCAUCAGAUGGUGCAUGAUCCGAAAACACAGUCAAAAUUUAAGAAGUUGUCCUCAAUGACGACAAAAAAGCUUGAUAACGAGAAGGCUACACACGUUAGUAAACUUACCGUACCUAUUUAUCGUCCGCGUCAAGAAAGUCAUCAUGAUAAUAGUAAACGAGGAAGAAACAAACGUAAUCACAAUGGUGGUGCUGGAGGUAGUGGCAAUAAUAAUAAAAGACAACAGGGAAUUCCUACGUCUGGCAAGAAAGGUGGCGCAAAUAGUCAAAAAAAUACGUCAAAAGAUAAGAAUGCAACAAAUAUUGGUAAUAAUAUUACCACAAAACUUGAACCUACGACUAUUGCAUCUGUUGAAGAUAUGGGCAGAGACUUGAAUUCACAAGAUAAUCAACAAUCUGGGAAUAAUUAUUCAAUCGUCUCAAGAGAUGAGGAUGAUGUCAUGAUUGACAACUCUGCUAUGGGCAAUAAUUUGACAGUCUGUGAUAAUGAUCUGAAUGAAGCUUAUCCUUUCGAUAUUAAUGUGGGAGGAAGUAUGACAAAUGUUGAGGGAAAUAUCUCACCCUUAACUCACUCAUCCGAUUCCCUAGACGAAGAAAAUAAUGACAUCUCCGCAUCAGUUCUCCGUCAUCAUCAUCAACACAUCGCUGAUUCAGAAUUAUCUAAUGACACGAGUAUGCACGAUUUUUCCAGUGAAUACGUAUUAUAUCAAUACACUAGCGAUCAAGAGAGAGAUGCUGUCUUAAGACUACCCGAUCUAGAAAGAGAUGCGGUCUUAAGAUUGCCUGGCCAAUUUGUCGGUUAUGAUACUUUUGUAUAUUUGAAUCCUGCACGUAAUGCACCUACUAUGGAAUUGGAUAUGAACUCGAUGCAGAGUAGAAUGCCGGAAUUUUCUUCUUCAGAUUCAUCAGAGCCAACUUCCCCUACCGGAGAUUUUGAAUUUUAUAAUAAUUCGAUGUUAUCGGUGACAGCAGCUGAUGGAAGGAUUGGACAGCAAUCAUCUUCGGGAAUACAAUCAAAUCUAACAUAUAUUAACGAGCCAUUAGUCGGAACAUCCUCUUCUGGAAUACACAGUGCUGUAUAUGUUCCUCGGAAUCCAUCUUCCACAGAUAUAAAUAAUAGUCUCAUGACAGCUUUGAAUUCAGGGCUUAAUUCCUCGAAUGUUAAUUUAUCGGCUAAUAAUUUAAUGGGAGGAGUAUCAGGCAAUAAUAAUCUUUUAUAUUCACAAGCUGUUACCUCACCACACUCGUCAAAUCGUCAAACAUCAACGGCAACCUCAGUAUCAUCGACGACAGCAUCAUCAGCUACUACAUCCGAAAAUCGACCAAAGAAAACACAUUCAAACGGUGAUCAACAAUGUUUCAAUUGUGGUGUGACUUCUACUCCCCUUUGGAGACGAUCAGCUAAUGAUGAGCUCUUGUGCAAUGCAUGUGGUCUAUAUUUGAAAUUACAUAAAAUGGCACGACCAAAAACAAUGAAGCCACAUAUUGUACGAAAAGACGCACGAGAAGAUGAAACUACUCAACCCGUUUGUUCUAAUUGUAGUACGAUGACCACACCGCCAUUAUCGAUGAAGACUGAUGUGAUUAAAAAACGUCAACGAUACGAAAAUGGACAAAAUCCUAAUCGUCGACCAAGAGUAUAUGGUCCAAUUAGUGUAUCACCCACGACCACUACAAUGACUAUUCCACCACCACAAACACCAACCGGUUCUAAUUCCAUCGGAUCAACAUCGACUCCAUCGAUGAAUGUUCCAACUACGCUUGGACCCAUCAAUUUAGUAGACCAAGAACACCAUCAUAUUUCCUCGAUAUCAAUGCCAACGAAUUCUUCGAUGACUGCAGCUGCUUCAAGCCGAUCUUUACACGGAAGUUUUCCGUAG
This is a messenger RNA of Ambispora gerdemannii, 2004 nucleotides long. The record is from the annotation of a GenBank genome assembly. NCBI's taxonomy places the organism in Eukaryota, Fungi, Glomeromycota, Glomeromycetes, Archaeosporales, Ambisporaceae.